This is a messenger RNA of Hyaena hyaena (striped hyena), 14073 nucleotides long. RefSeq names its product dynein axonemal heavy chain 14 (gene DNAH14). Gene Ontology annotation, molecular function: dynein intermediate chain binding; dynein light intermediate chain binding; minus-end-directed microtubule motor activity. The transcript is spliced from 86 exons. Gene Ontology annotation, cellular component: dynein complex. Gene Ontology annotation, biological process: microtubule-based movement. The record is from RefSeq and is a predicted model, not a curated record. Bases 1 to 14055 code for a protein of 4684 amino acids. Lineage: Eukaryota; Metazoa; Chordata; Mammalia; Carnivora; Hyaenidae.
AUGACAACGAUAAAUCAAGACAUAAACCAGGAGAAAGACAACACAAAAGCAAGCUCCCUGAGCCGUGAGGAGCAGGAGUACAAGGGUGACACGCCGUCAGAGACUCCAGCAGCUGAAGCAGCAGAAAAAGAAACCUUAAAAUAUAAAACAUUUGGAGCGUCUUCUGUAGCCUCCAAGUCGGGACAGACGGAAGAUUACCUUCAAGAAAGUAGAAUUCUGCAAGAUCUUUCAAAAUCAGUUCCUCGUAAGAAGAAAGAGAAAUCAAAGAAAAAAAAGGAUCAAACUAACGCUUGUCCAAAAGUUAAGAAGAAAAAGCUGGUGUCCUAUGACAGGACAGAACCAGAGGAUACUGACGUGACAAGGCAUAUUAUUAGGCUAAGAGACAAGUUUGGUUGGCAGACGGUGUUACCGCAGCGCCGCCUGGAAUACAAAAGUUCCAGGCUUGCAGUUCCGGAGAUUAUUCUAAAGGAACCUUUAAAAGAUGAUGGAGAAUUUAUAUAUUGCCUUUCUCGGAAAAAUCGAAAAGGUCUCUACAAUCCGUAUGACCUUCAGGUGGUCUCUGCCCACAGAGCCAGACACAGCAAAGAAUUCUGGGUCAUUACAGCAUCAUCUGUCUCCAAGGUUACUAAAGUAGGUGGUUUAGAAGAACUAGAAUCUGUACCGACUUUGGAAUGGCUUCUAGAAAGAACGUGUUACCAUUUACUACAGCAAUUCAGGAUAUUUUACAGUUUUCGAAUUAAUAAAGCAUUUGUUACUUGGAAAUUGAAUGUUAGAAGAAUUAAGACCGAGAAGAGCAGGUCAUUUUUGCACCACAAUCUUUUUUGGGCUGAUGAGCUAUUUCAAGGCUGUCUGCUUUAUAUAAAGGGACUUUGUGAAGAUGCAGUUGACUACAAAAACAGUAAAGAACAUGAAGAUAAUGCAUCUGCCAUCUGCCUUAUAAACCUGGAUAGUUCUCGAACAUAUUCUCUAGACGAGUUUUGUGAAGAGCAGUCCCAGCAGGCUACCCGGGCAGUGAGACAGCUUGAGGAUUUGAGAGAGAAGGCUAUUUGCAAAAUGAAAAGUACAUUUUUGAAGGUGGCAGAAAAGAAAGAAAUUGAUGAAUACUUUGAGUCGAAACUCUCUGAAGAUGACACAACACAUUUCAAGCUGCCUGAAUAUCGACGUUUAUUAGAAACAAUUUUGAGGUUUCUGAGUCUGGUUGACUACAUAUUUCAGGAACUUGUCCGUCAGCUGAUGAACACUGCAGUCACACUACUUUUGGAAUUAUUUAAUAAUUCUGCUAGAAUGCCAUUUACAAGGGAAAAAAAGAAUGAAAAUCUCAUCAAAACACACAAGAAUAUCUUUGCUUUCACUGGAAAGAUAGCAAAUGAUGGUGAAGAAUUUGUUGGUAAUCCAAACUUAUGUGCCACUACUGUUUUUAAGUCAGAAGUGAAAACGGAAGCAGAUAUUAAUGAGAUUUUGAGUCGUAUCAAAGCGGAGAAGGAGUUGAGAAAAAUAUAUGCCCCGAUAUUUGAAGUGACUCUACACUUGAGUGCUCCUGGAGAAAGUGACUCUUCAGAAACUUCCACAGAGAACUCGCAUAAGUCCAACAAAGGCUCUGAAGAAUCUGGGGUGUGUGAAGAAGAGGCGUCCAAAAACGAAGUCAGUUUUGUCAUAAAACAGUCGAAUGAAGAAAUGCCAGUAAUGAAGAAACCAGAAAACGUUUGUUACAGCCUUGAAGAAAUUCUUUCAGAUGUAGAAAUCGGGACCAAGUUCGAGAAUAAAUACAUGUAUGAAUUUUCAGAAUUUGCUACAUACCUCUUCAUAGCUCCCAACAGAUUAGACUUUUCAAUAAAAAUUCAAAAAAUGGUGUCUGACAUUGAAAAACGUAUAACCAAGAUUAUUCCUCUUUGCCAAGAUCCUCGCCUGUCUGUCUUUACUGAGUCGGUCUUAAUUGUGAAUUUACCUAAUAAGACCGGAAGUGGAAUUGCCUCUAAGAAAACAAGCAGGUGGCCAGAUUGUCAGAUCCUUUUUGAAAUGGAUCCUACUUACCAAGACCAAAUUGCUAGUCUUCUGACCAUUAUUGGUAACUCCAUGGGCCUGGUUAGUGCUUACAGCUGCCAAUUUAUAAAGUACUGCUCCAUGGUACAGAGGGCCAGAGUCAUGGACGUGAAGAUGUCUUCUCUGGAGGAAUUAACUGCAGCACAGUUUAAAGCUAUACUAGCCAAAUUCAGAAACUAUCUGAAACACAUUGUUAAUAUGGUCAUUGAGAAACGCAUCGGUAUUUUCAGUGUUACGAGUCUCGAUUACCAGUCAGAAUGCCUACCUUACAUUGAGAAUAUCAUACAUCUGAGCCACAACCUCCUGCAAUCUGUAACUGAAAACAAGAGCACAAAUCUAUUAGAAGUGGUGGAGACGUCCCUGAGGAAGAUGGAGUGUGAUCCCACUGAAAUUGAAGAGUUUGUGGAGCAUUUUACCUUUCUGGAGGGGAUCUGCUCGAAGUUGUCUGUGUUGGAGAAAGAGUACUCCAAGAUCUCGCAGCUGCACUCUGUCAUAAGGUCCUACCAGGUCCAGAUUUCAGGAGAGCAGAUUACCAUCUACAAAAUUAUUCUCAUGAAGUUUGGUCAGCUGAAGACCGCCAUGAAGCUACGGGAGAUGAAUAAAGACGCCGCCAUUGCUAAAUUCAGAGACAGUCUGGAAGCGCACAUCACUGGACUGCGAGUCGAUGUCAGUAACUUGAAGGCCAAGAUCAGAACCCCCAUUCUGCUAUGUGCUGGGACGCGCAUGGCCACCGCUGUGGAGAUGAUGCGGACGCUAGCAGAGGAGGCGGCGGGUCUGGCACACAAAGCGAGCACCUACGCCAGCUUCCAGCACUGUUUCAGCGACUCCGAGGCCCACAUGCACUCCCUCAACAUGGACGAUAUCACACAGAUCGUGCGUGCAGAGAUUGCAGACAUCGAGUGCGACCUGGCCUUGCGGAAGACGCUGUGGGACACGCAGAAGGAGUGGAGAACGCGCUUCGCAGAGUGGAGGAACAGACCUCUCCAUGGGGUCGAUAUAGAAUCCGUUCAGAGACACGUUUCAAAAUGGAUGCAUGUAAUCUCCACACUAGAGAAAGGUUUACCUAAGAACGACCUGGUGACCCAUCUUAAGCAAUCAGUGACAGAAUUUAAACAAGUGCUGCCCACCAUCAUAGCUCUGGGCAACCCCUGUCUCAAGCCACGGCAUUGGGAGGCUGUCCAGGAGAUUAUCGGAAAGUUGGUGUCUCCUGAUAAGAACUGUACGGUAGAGAAUCUUCUAGCACUCAAGAUGUUUCAGUACGAAAACAAAAUAAACGAAAUCUCAACCUCUGCCACUAAGGAGGCUGCUCUUGAGAAAACACUGUUUAAGAUUAUUGAUCUGUGGAACACGACCCCACUACACCUGGUCGUCCAUCAGUCCGAGACGUACUCCGUCCUGAUCCUUUCAUCCACAGAUGAUGUCCUUGCUCAGCUAGAAGAGUCUCAGAUCACACUGGCAACAGUUAAAGGGUCUUCCUCUCUCGGGCCAUUUAAGGAUCUUGUGAAAAAGUGGGAUCAGAACUUGACUCUCUUCUCUUACACUCUGGAGGAAUGGAUGAAUUGUCAAAGAAAUUGGCUGUAUCUGGAACCAGUCUUUUAUUCUGUAGAAAUACAAAGGCAGCUCCCCGCGGAAGCAAAGCUCUUCUCUCAAGUGAUCUCCAUGUGGGGAGAAAUCAUGUCAAAAAUACAGAACAAGCUGGAUGCUUUGCGGAUAACUACCUCUGCUGGGUUCCUCGAAACUCUGCAGAACUGCAAUCUGCAUCUGGAAUACAUAAUGAAGAGUCUUGAGGACUACCUUGAAAUUAAAAGAAUGAUUUUCCCCAGAUUUUACUUUCUCAGCAACACUGAACUUCUCGACAUCAUAGCGAAUAGCAGAAACCCAGAGUCUGUACAGCCUCAUCUUGCAAAAUGCUUUGAAAAUAUAAAGCAGUUACUGCUGUGGAAGCAAGAAAUCGGGCCCCCGGCCGUCAUAAUGCUCAUAUCUGCGGAAGGGGAGUGUCUGCUGCUGCCCAAGAAAAUCCGAGUGAGGAGCGCGGUGGAGCAGUGGCUGGUGAAUGUGGAGAAGAGCAUGUUUGACGUGCUGAAAAAAUUUAUAAGUCAAGGGGUCGAAGACUGGAGCUCCCAGCCUUUCUCCACGUGGGUGGUGUCUCACCCGGGGCAAGUGGCCCUCACGGUGAGCCAGAUCAUGUUUUCUAGCGACUGCAUCAGAAGCUUUGCGAGUCCCCGUUCACGAGAAGCGCUGGAGGAAGUCCGUGCCACUCUGAUGGGUCGCCUGGAGGAGAUCACGGAGCUGGUGGCGCUGGGUGCGGGGGGCGCGCGCACCAAAGCCGUCCUGGGGGCGCUGCUCACGCUGUACGUCCACUGCAGGGACACCGUGGGGGGCCUGCUGCUGAAAGGGGUCCUCAGCGCCGACGACUUUGAGUGGACCAGACAUUUGCAGUAUCACUGGAGCGAGAAACAGAAGCUGUGCUACGUGUCUCAAGGCGAUGCCAACUUCACCUAUGGCUACGAGUACUUGGGCUGCACCCCCAGACUGGUCCUUACGCCCCUGACCAACAGGUGCUGGCUCACGCUCACGGGGGCUCUGCUCCUGAAUCUCGGAGGCUGCCCCGCAGGGCCCACUGGGACGGGCAAAACAGAGAGUGUCAAAGAUCUAGCCAAAGCUGUAGGCAAACAUUGUGUGGUGUUCAACUGUUUUGAGGAUUUGGAUUAUAAGAUCAUGGGAAGAUUCUUCCUCGGACUGGUCCAGUCCGGGGCGUGGUGCUGUUUGGACGAGUUCAACCGGAUUGAUGCGCGUGUCCUCUCUGUGAUUGCGUCGCAGAUCCUGACAAUCAAGGCCGCAAAAGACAGCUAUUUGGUCAGGUUUGUACUGGAAGGAAAAGAAAUCCGUAUCAAUAUGUCUUGUGCUAUAUUUGUCACCAUGAAUCCCGAGUACAAAGGGCGAGUAGAACUCCCAGAUAACUUAAAAUCUCUGUUCCGCCCAGUGGCGAUGGUGGCUCCGCAUUAUCAAAUGAUUACUGAAACAAUGCUGUUUUCAGUCGGUUUCAAAUCGGCGAAGUCCCUCUCUAGGAAGCUGGUCAACAUUUACAACUUAGCUCACAAACAACUCUCACAACAGGUUCAUUAUGAUUUUGGCUUGAGGUCUCUGAAGACCAUUUUAACACUGGCUGGAAAAAAGAAAUGGGAGUUAAAGUGUAACACUAAUGGCAACCUUUCUGAAAUGGAUGAAAGUCUGAUCCUUAUUGAGGCUAUACGAGAAGCUAGUUUACCAAAAUUUCUCCCGCAAGACGUCCCACUUUUUGAAAAGAUUAUAGCAGACAUUUUUCCUGGAGCAGUGGUUUCGACAGUAAAUCAAGUUGCCUUCGAGAAAGUAAUAUCUGUUGCAGCACAACAGUUGGGCUUCCACCAGUGGCCAGCUCAGAACAAGAAAAUCAUACAGUUUUAUAAUCAACUUCAGACUUGUGUUGGUGUGAUGUUAGUAGGCCCAACAGGCGGAGGAAAGACAACAGUCAGAAGAAUUUUAGAAAGAGCAUUAACACUAUUACCAGUUGAAGACUUCCUGUCAACUAAAGAAAGAGAGUCUAUUUCACAGAUUCCAGGAAGAAAAGGAAAAGUAGAUAUUUGUGUUUUAAAUCCAAAGUGUAUCACUCUUAGUGAACUAUAUGGACAGCUAGACCCUAACACUAUGGAGUGGACAGAUGGACUAUUAUCAACAGCAGUUCGAAAUUAUGUGUAUUCUAAUACUGCAAGGUACUCAGAAAAGGACAGUGAUCUUGGACUGAAAUCAAGAAUCUCAGAUGCAUCUAAUGUUUUCAAACUUGAUUCCUCUGAUCUAGCAGAUAUUGAUGAUAAUAUUUUUAAGGAGAUGGAGAAAGAUGAUAAAAUCCCAGAAAGUCAGAACUACGACUGGCAGUGGAUUGUUUUGGACGGUCCGGUGGAUACGUUUUGGGUAGAAAAUCUGAACACCAUGCUGGAUGAUACGAGAAUGUUGUGUCUGGCGAACAGUGAGCGAAUAGCCUUGACUGACAAAAUACGUUUGGUCUUUGAGACGGACAGUCUCUCUCAGGCCAGUCCUCCGAUUGUCAGCCGCUGUGGGAUGGUCUACAUGGAUCCUGUAGAUCUGGGAUGGAAGCCCUAUGUUAAGUCGUGGCUUCUGAAAACGUCUAAACUUAUGAGUCAAACAGGAGUGAGCUAUCUUGAAUUCUUGAUUAAAAACAGUGUCACAGACGGACUGCAGUUUAUAAAGAAGCAUCAGGAAUGUCAGCCGUUUCCCGUACAGGACAUCUCAGUGGUUACCACUCUCUGCAGAAUUCUCGAUGCUUUCUUUGAAUUCAUGAGUGAAAAUGGAGGCUUUGGAAAACGAUUCAUCCAAAGGCUGGGACACUGGCCUGUGGCACUUGGGCCCUUCUCAGUCCAUGAAGCCAACAGAUGGAAGUGUCAGCGCCCCUCCCCCACAGGCCCCAGAGCCACAGAGGCCCGGCAGGUGCACAUCCCGUUCUCACCUUGGUUCUUCUCGCUUCCUGACGAGAGCUGUGACCCCACUUGGGCGUCAGUGGCCCCUCGCGGCCACCACCAGUGCCCUCUGUGCCAUGGCGUGGCCUCGGCCCCCGUGGCGGCAGACACACAUCUGAGUGACUACCUGAAGGACAUUUCAACAGGGGAGAAAACUUCUCUGUAUUCAAAAGUUUUUGCCAAAUUCAAGAACACAGGAGAGAGAGCUGAAAAUACAUGGUAUCUGGAAAAGAAUCCUGAUAAAUUGAAAGUAAUGAUUCAGAAGCUCUUCGUGUUUGCAUUUACUUGGGCGUUUGGAGGAGUUUUACAACAAGACCAUGACCAUGAAGAUGACACAGUGCCAUAUUCGAACUGUGAGCCUGGCUCACCUGCCAGGGUCACCUAUGGCUUUGACAACCUCGUCCAUGAACUGUUUGAAAAUAACCCACAAAUAGGCAUCACCCUACCAAGCGGUAACCGUUCUAUCUUUGAGUAUUUUGUGGAUUUACAGCAAUGCGAAUUCGUACCUUGGUCAGAGUUACUGCCCAGUAUUCAGACACUCAUUCAAAAAGGAACUUCAGUGCUAACUGACCCACCAGCACCCAGUGAGAACCUCCUGAAGAUCACAGACUGUGGUGAAAACAUCACCCAUAUUGCUACCAGAGACUCGGUGUCCUUUACUUUCCUCAUAAGCCUCCUUUUAAAGAAUUUCUGCCCUGUACUUCUCACAGGAGACUCUGGCGUUGGGAAAACCACUACCAUCAAUCAAAUGCUUGAAAAGUUGGAGGGUCCUGGAGCAUUUGGUGUGAAAUAUGGGUCAAUUUUAGGAGAAGUCCUGUUGUAUAACGAAAUUAAAAAAUCAAGGUUCCUGAAGCAGAACAUCAGCAUCUUGCUCUCUGAAGCUCAACAGAGAACGACCACAAGGCUAGAUGGGAAGACUAUUAGAAAGCCAGAAGCUGAAGCUGAUGAAAGCUCAUUGAAAAAAAAUAAUAAAGGAAUUAUCGUCUCAACGAUAAAUUUUAGCAUCAGUAUGACUGCCACCAAGGCCAAGGAGAUGAUCCUUAAGAAGUUAGUCAGAAGGACGAAAGACAGUCUCGGGGCGCCAAAGAGCAACCAGAUUGUAAUAUUCAUUGAUGACCUGAACGUGCCUGAACCGGACACGUAUGGGGUCCAGCCACCCCUGGAGUUGAUCAGACAGUUGCUGGAUUUGGGAGGACUUUAUGACACCAAGACGAUCACGUGGAAGAACAUUCAAGAUCUUUCUCUGGUGGCAGCCUGUGUCCCUCUGGCAGCGAGGAGGCACAUCAGCCCGCGUCUCCUCAAACACUUCUCCGUCCUGGUGCUGCCGCAGCCGCCACAGAGCGCCUUACGUACCAUUUUCCAGACCCAUUUGGGAAUGUAUUUCUCCAUCAAUAACUUCCCCAUUGACGUCCAGAGAUGUCAGGAUCAAAUAGCAUCUUGCUCGCUGGCCAUGUACCGCCAAGUAUGCCAGAACAUGCUGCCGACUCCCGCCAAAUGCCACUACAUGUUUAACCUUCGAGACAUGUUUAAGCUUCUUCUAGGCUUGCUGCAAGCUGAGAAGGCUGCUGUCAACUCCAGAGAGACGCUGGCCCUGUUCUUUGUUCAUGAAGCCACUCGAGUGUUCCAUGAUCGCCUGAUCGACUAUCCUGAGAAGGGGCUUUUCUAUCAGUUUCUUUCAGAGGAACUUGAGAACUAUUUUCAGGUUAAUUGGACGAAAGAGAAACUGAUGAGCGACUCAGUUGUAUUUGUGGAUUUCUUGGAUAUAAACAAGCCUCACAGGAAGAAGAUGUAUCGGAGCACCAGUGACUAUAACAAACUCGCCAGUGUGCUGAGUGAGUUCCAGAUGAGGUCGACUUCAACACCCUCGGAGACUUCUUACCCCAUCGUGUUCUUCAGGGAAGCCAUCGAACACAUCGCAAGAGCAGCCAGGGUCCUCCGGCAGCCGGCGAGUCACAUGCUACUGAUUGGCGUAGAUGGGUGUGGGAAGAAGACCUGUGCGACCCUGGCGUGCCGCCUGACGGAGUGCAAGCUGGUGCUCUCGCCUCACAGUCACGCCCACACAGAGUUCAGAGAAGCCCUCAAAAGAGGGUUUAUUCAAGCAGGACUAGAGGGGAACCCCACCGCUUUGAUAGUUGCUAACAUAAACCUAAAGCAGGAGUCAUUUUUGGAAGAUUUGAACGCCAUUCUCAACUCGCAGAAAAUCCUGGACUUGUUUGAAGAUGAGGAACUGGGCUCCAUCGUGCUAAGGUUCCGCUCCUUUGCCGAGCAGUCUGGUUCUGUCGACAACAGGCAAGCUUUACUUGCCCUCUUCCAGAAGAGAAUACAUAAAAAUCUUCACGUCUUCAUGACGGUGAGCCCCACGGGACACAACUUCCGCCAGCACUGCCAAAAGCACUCUUCCAUGGUCACCACGUGCACGGUGGACUGGUACGAGAGGUGGCCAGAGGAAGCCCUCCUCACUGCCGCCCAUUCUGUCUUAAGAGAGAAGGUGGAUUUGGAGAGCAGGGAGGACUUAAAGGAAAAUCUCGCCCCAGCAUGUGUCCAAAUCCACAAAAGCAUAAAAGACUUGAACACAACGUACUUUCAGAGGACUGGACAGCAUCAUUACGUCACUCCCAACAGCUUCUUGCAAUUCAUGGAUACAUUUGCUUACAUACUGAGGUCACGCUGGAGGGAGAUGCAUACAAAGAGGAGUCGUUUGCACAUGGGCCUCAGCAAGGUCUUGGAGGCCACGUCUCUCAUUACAGAAAUGCAGGAGGAGCUCCUGACUCUCGGCCCCCAGAUAGAACAGAACACAAAGGAUAAGGAAGCCCUAGUGAAAAGACUGCAGAAAGAUUCACAAGUAGUCGAGAAAGUUCAGAUGCUCGUUAAACAAGAUGAGGAAAUUAUGGCAGAAGACGUAAGAAUUGUGGAAGAUUAUGCGCAGAAAACCGCCAGAGAGAUCAGGAGCGUGCUGCCUGCUCUGGACAAGGCCACCAUGGCCCUGAGUGCUCUGGAUAGAGCUGACGUCGCCGAGCUAAGGGUGUAUACGCGGCCUCCCGCCCCCGUGCUGAUGGUCAUGAACGCCGUGUGCAUCCUUCUGCAGAAGAAACCCAACUGGGCCUCGGCAAAGCUGCUGCUCUCAGAAACCGGUUUCCUGAAAAAACUGGUAAACCUGGACAAGGACAGCAUCCCCGACAAGGCUUUCAUGAAGCUGAAAAAAAUUGUACUCUCACCUGAUUUCAACCCAAACAAGAUCGCUUUCAUUUCUAUAGCCUGUUCCUCUAUAUGCCAGUGGAUCAUAGCAUUGAGCAACUACCACGAAGUGCGGAAGCUGGUGGGCCCGAGGCAGAUGCAGGUGGCCGAAGCCCAGAGCGUCCUAAGAUAUGCACGGCAGAGGCUGGCUGAGAAACAGAGAGGUUUGCAGCUGAUCGAGGAGCAUGUGCUGGUUUUGCAGGCAACCUACAAGGAUCUCCUUGCUCAAAAGCAGCUACUGGCAAACAGGAAGACACUGGCCACCAGGCGCCUGCACUGUGCGUCCAUCUUACUCACCACCCUGAAAGACGAGAAGACUCAAUGGCAAGAAACAAUCGAUCAAAUAGACAAGAAGUUGGAAGGAAUUUGGGGUGACAUACUUCUUUCAGCCGCAUGCAUCGUCUACAGUGGACCCUUAACAGCAGAAUUUCGCCAGUUGAUUGUGAACAAAUGGGAGACUCUCUGCACUGAAAACAACAUUCCUUUGUCUCCUAACUUUUCUUUAAUUGAAGUCAUGGCACAAAAACAUGAGAUCCAACGGUGGCACUCGCAGGGGCUCCCGCUCGGUCAGUACGCGACCGAGAAUGCCAUCUUGACCACGAACUGCCUGCAGUGGCCACUGCUGAUUGACCCGCAGAAGCAGGCGCACAAUUGGAUCCGGCAGAUGGAAGGGUCCAGGCUUCAGGAGCUCUCCGUUGAGGACGGCAGCUAUAUCCAAACCAUAGAGAAUGCUGUGAAGACAGGAGGGAGUGUCCUCUUGCAGAACCUCCCUGAACCGUUAGCUCCAAGUUUACAGGCGAUUCUGAAGAAAGGUGUCCAGCAGAAAAGAGGACAGUGUCUCAUCAGGGUGGAUGACUCUGAGAAUGAAGACAGCUCCCACUUUAGGUUGUUCAUUUCCACAGACACAGACAACCCCCAUUUCCCUUCGUCGGUGUAUGACUUUGUGACUCUGAUCAACUUCGCCAUAACAUUCCAAGGUCUGCAGGGUCAGCUCCUGUCUACAGUAUUAACUCAUGAAGUUCCUCACUUAGAAAAUCAACGUUUCCAGUUACUGGAGAGUAUAUCCCUUGAUGCAGUGGCUCUUGAAGAGCUAGAAGAAACAACGUUAAACAUUCUGCAGACCGUACAAGCGCGUGUACUGGAUGACGAGGAAAUUGUGGACAUCCUAAGGAAAUCCAAAGCGGCCUCUAGUGAGAUUGCAGAGCGCAUCAAAGCGACAGAGAAGGCAGAAGGCGAAAUCGGAGCGCUGCGGGGCCGCUUCGCGCCGCUGGCCACACGGGGCGCCCUGCUCUACUUCCUGGUGGCCGGGCUCGCCCGCCUCAGCCCCGUGUACCGCUUCCCCCUGGACUGGUUCCGCCGAGUGUUCGUGCGAUCGGUGGUCCCCCGGGGCGGAGAACCCGAGCGUACCCCGAAAAGGGCGGCCACGCCUCUGGAAACGGGUUGCGACGCCGCAGACCCCCCCAGGGAGCCCGAGCUAGAGAGCGACCAGCGUCUCUUAGAGAAGCACCUGCAGCAGGCGACGGAUGUGCUGACAAGAAAGGUGUUUAAGGUGGUGUCCUCGGCUCUGUUUAACCAGCACAAGCUGUGUUUCUCCUUCCGGCUCUGCACCGCGAUCAUGCAGAAUAAUGCUGGGGCCCGGCCGGUGCACCACGACCCCGGGUCCCUCCCGGACCACGAAUGGGACAUCUUCUUACAUUCCGACACGCUGACGAAAGCUAAAGGCCUGCCGCCCCCGCGUAAGCUUAAUAACGCGUAUGAAACCUGCAGACAGCGGCACCUUGGGUGGCUGUCGGGCUCCGCAUGGGAGCAGUGUCUGUACGUCAGCCGCGAGCUCGAGCCGUUCGCGCUGCUGUGCGAGUCCCUUCUGUCCCACGUGGCCCAGUGGAGCGCCUUCAGGACCAGUCCGGCCGUCUACGGCCUGAUGAGCGCGCCCUUCCCUCCAGAAGAGGCUCCGGUGGAGGACGCUGAACUUCUGAAUGAAGAUGAAGGAAUACACAGGCCUAGGAAUUUCCCCUGGGAGAAACUCACUCCAUUUCAAAGACUCAUUUUGAUAAAAAUUCUUCAGCCAGAGCAUUUAAAGAAUUCAGUGAGAAGGUUUGUAGCUGAAAAAAUGGGAAAUGAAUAUAGUCUCCAAACUGGACUUAAUUUGCAAGAGUCAUAUGAGGAAUCCAAUGCCAGAACUCCACUGAUACUCAUUCACCCCCAUGGGACUGACCUCACCAGCACACUCCUGAAAUUUGCACAAGAGUUGAAAGGAGGAACGCAGCACGUGACGGUGAUCUCCCUGGGCCGCGGCCAGGCGGCGAAGGCCGAGGAGGCCAUCAUGGCGGCCCUGAGCAGCCCCGCGCACUGGGUCUUCCUCCACAACUGCCACCUCGCGGCGUCGUUCAUGCCCCGGCUCUGCUCCAUCAUAGACUCAUUUCAUAGCCCAGAUAUGACCGUAGACCCUGAGUUUAGGCUGUGGUUAAGCACAAAGUCGGGCGGUUCUUUCCUGAUUCCUGUUCUUCAGAGGAGCUUAAAGGUUGCAGUGGAAACCCCCCACGGACUGAAAAAUAAUUUACUCCAGAUGUUUGGACACAGCGGAAGUGGGGACGUGACAGAAGAGAUCUUUGAAAAACCAGACUGUGGACCCUGGUGGAAAAAACUUUUAUUCAGCUUAUGUUUCUUCAAUGCGCUAAUCAAUGAAAGAAAAAACUAUGGACUACUGGGCUGGAAUGCUGCUUACAAAUUUAGCUCUUCAGACUUGGAGGUCGCCAUGAAGGUGCUGGAAAGCGCCCUGAACACCCAGAGCAGCGUUUCGUGGCAGAAACUGCGCUACCUGAUCGGGGAAGUGACUUAUGGCGGCCGGGUGACCGACACCUGGGACAGGCAGUGUCUUAAUGCCCUUCUCUACAAGUUCUGCAACCCAGAAGUGCUGAGGGAGGACGUCAGCUUCUGCAGCGAUGAGAUACGGCAGCCGGUGCCAAAGUCCGCGAGCUUGAGGGAUUACGUCCGCCUCGUCCAGUCCUUGCCCGACGACGACACGCCAGAGCUGCUGGGGCUGCACCCGGAGGCUGUACGGAGCAGCAGGGAGGCUGAGGGCCAACGCCUCGUGGACAGUCUCCUUGCCCUGCAACCCGGGGCCGCCGCCCAUCUCGUGAUCCGUCACGAGCAGAGUAACGACGAACUGGUGAUGGAAAUCCUCUCCGACCUGCUGAAGCGGCUGCCGGUGUCCGUGGAGAAGGAGAAAUGUGUGGCGCCUCCCAGCACCUUGAGGUGCCUCAUGUCCAGCCCCAUUUGGGAGUCUCUUUGUAAGAGCGUCCAAGGCUAUGAUCCCCUUAUCCACUGUGCCUUGCUAACCUUUCUGAGCCGAGAAAUUGAGCGAUUUGAUACGUUCUUAUUUGUUGUGCAUGAAUCUUUGAAAGGCCUUCAACUUGCGCUAAAAGGAAAAACCCUCCUCACCCAAGAAUUAGAGGAAAUAUAUGAGUCUUUCCUUAACUCGAGAGUGCCUAUGCUGUGGCAGAAACAUGCCUACAAGUCCUGUAAGCCCCUGAGCUCCUGGGUUAAUGAUCUCAUCCAGCGAGUUAAUUUCUUCAACACUUGGGCCAAAAUGGCUUACACCGCAAUACACCAUCGGUAUGUGAGGCUUGUCACCACCUGGAAGCGGCCUAGCUCGUCAUCCACCCAGACCCCCAGAUACUCUAAUGACAAAACCAGUGAUUUUUUUGAAGGAUUUCCGGCGAGAUACUGGCUCCCAGCAUUCUUCUUUCCGCAAGCCUUUCUUACAGCUGUGCUUCAGGACUACGGACGGUCCCAAGGAGUCGCUCUCGAUGCCCUCGCGUUUGCCCACCGUGUGAUCGCGGGCACCGCAGACCAGGAGCUCUCCGCACUCCACAUGACACUCAACACCGUCAGGAGAGCCUUUAAGGACACAGACCGCACUCACGUCGGAGUUCAUGUUUUCGGUUUAUUCAUCGAGGGGGCCAGGUGGAAUCAGGAACAGAACAUACUAGAGGACUCGCUGCCUCAUGAGCUCUGUUACGAUUUUCCUGACAUCUACUUCCUGCCAACAAAGCUUUCUACAGAACGAGCAGGCGCCUCAGACCAGACCGACCCGCAGCUCCACACAUUCGAGUGCCCGGUGUAUCAGACGCCCAAGCGGUCGAGAACUCUGACCACCACCGGCCCGCCUGCAGACUUCCUGACCUCCGUGCACUUACCUACGAAGAGACCCCCCAGUCACUGGGUCACCAUGCGGGUUGCCUUGCUGUGUGAGAAAAGGGAGAAAUAAACGUGUGCACCAAACCCC